UUGCACACUGGCUAGUAAACAUUCCCUUGCCGAGUAGCUACUUACAUAUUUAAUUGUCAGGAUCUGCCGUAGAAACAUAAUGGCUGCAAGAUAUGACAGGGCAAUCACUGUGUUUUCUCCUGACGGUCAUCUUUUUCAGGUGGAAUAUGCCCAAGAGGCUGUGAAAAAAGGCUCCACUGCUGUGGGCAUCAGAGGCAAAGACAUUGUUGUCCUUGGAGUUGAGAAGAAGUCCGUCGCCAAACUACAAGAGGAAAGAACAGUCCGCAAAAUCUGCGCCUUAGACGACCAUGUUUGCAUGGCAUUCGCCGGUCUGACUGCAGAUGCCCGCAUUGUGAUCAACAGAGCGCGUGUGGAGUGCCAGAGUCAUCGGCUCACUGUGGAGGACCCAGUCACUGUAGAAUACAUAACACGACACAUCGCCACUCUUAAACAGCGGUACACUCAGAGCAAUGGACGCAGACCGUUUGGCAUCUCUGCGCUGAUAGUAGGUUUUGACUACGAUGGGACCCCAAGACUCUACCAGACUGACCCUUCAGGAACAUACCAUGCAUGGAAGGCAAAUGCAAUUGGCCGCAGUGCUAAGACAGUGAGGGAAUUCCUGGAGAAGAACUACACAGACGAAGCCAUUGCCACUGACAAUGAUGCGAUAAAGCUGUCAAUCAAAGCCUUGCUUGAGGUGGUUCAGUCUGGUGGGAAGAACAUUGAGCUUGCAGUGAUCAGAAGAAACCAGCCACUGAAGUUACUGGAGUCCAAAGAAAUUGAGACACUGGUGGCUGAAAUUGAAAAAGAGAAGGAAGAGGAGGCAGAGAAGAAAAAACAGAAGAAAUCUACUUGAUGUCGUUACUGAACCAGCGGUUUUCAUUUAGUACUAGGUAAAGGCUCCUGUAUUGGGUUUACAGGCCCAAAUAUGGUAUACCUGUCACAAACUAAGGUCUGAGUCUUCAUUUGAUCUGGCUUUGUAUGUUGAAUUUUCAGUUCUCUAGUUGGCAUUGUCAUCCAUGUUUUAUUUUGAGGUUUAGUUAAUGUAUGGAACUCAAAUUAGGAUUCAGACCUAUGUGAAAAUCUCUGUAAGAACAGUUUAUUUUUUUAUUUUUUUUUGUAUCUUGAGUGAAUGUUAAUGGAUCAACAUACUUAAUAAAAUCAAGUAGAUUGUGUGCCAUUUUA
Molecule: messenger RNA, 1164 nt
Organism: Esox lucius (northern pike)
Lineage: Eukaryota; Metazoa; Chordata; Actinopteri; Esociformes; Esocidae
Product: proteasome 20S subunit alpha 8
Exons: 7
Coding region: 80-835 (251 amino acids)
Biological process (GO): ubiquitin-dependent protein catabolic process
Cellular component (GO): nucleus; proteasome core complex, alpha-subunit complex; proteasome core complex
Source: RefSeq, a predicted model, not a curated record